This is a messenger RNA of Suricata suricatta (meerkat), 2224 nucleotides long. RefSeq names its product cholinergic receptor nicotinic alpha 3 subunit (gene CHRNA3). The record is from RefSeq and is a predicted model, not a curated record. Gene Ontology annotation, cellular component: postsynaptic membrane; neuron projection; synapse. Bases 84 to 1400 code for a protein of 438 amino acids. NCBI's taxonomy places the organism in Eukaryota, Metazoa, Chordata, Mammalia, Carnivora, Herpestidae. The transcript has 5 exons. Gene Ontology annotation, biological process: monoatomic ion transmembrane transport; chemical synaptic transmission; regulation of membrane potential. Gene Ontology annotation, molecular function: acetylcholine-gated monoatomic cation-selective channel activity; transmembrane signaling receptor activity.
AGCGGCUGUUCGAAGAUUACAACGAGAUCAUCCGACCUGUGGCCAAUGUGUCUGACCCCGUCAUCAUCCAGUUUGAGGUGUCCAUGUCUCAGCUGGUGAAGGUGGACGAAGUAAACCAGAUCAUGGAGACCAACCUGUGGCUCAAGCAAAUUUGGAAUGACUACAAGCUGAAGUGGGACCCCUCCGAGUAUGAUGGGGCAGAGUUCAUGCGUGUCCCUGCACAGAAGAUCUGGAAGCCGGACAUUGUGCUGUAUAACAAUGCUGUUGGGGACUUCCAGGUGGACGACAAGACCAAAGCUUUACUCAAGUACACAGGGGAGGUGACUUGGAUACCCCCGGCCAUCUUUAAGAGCUCGUGCAAAAUCGACGUGACCUACUUUCCAUUUGAUUACCAGAACUGCACCAUGAAGUUCGGCUCCUGGUCCUACGACAAGGCAAAAAUCGACCUGGUCUUGAUUGGCUCCUCCAUGAACCUCAAGGAGUACUGGGAGAGCGGCGAGUGGGCUGUCAUCAAGGCCCCGGGCUACAAGCACGACAUCAAGUACAACUGCUGCGAGGAGAUCUACCCCGACAUCACGUACUCGCUCUACAUCCGGCGCCUGCCGCUCUUCUACACCAUCAACCUCAUCAUCCCCUGCCUGCUCAUCUCCUUCCUGACCGUGCUGGUCUUCUACCUGCCUUCCGACUGCGGCGAGAAGGUGACCCUCUGCAUCUCGGUCCUCCUCUCCCUGACCGUGUUUCUCCUGGUCAUCACUGAGACGAUCCCCUCCACCUCGCUGGUGAUCCCCCUCAUCGGUGAGUACCUCCUGUUCACCAUGAUUUUCGUGACCCUGUCCAUCGUCAUCACUGUCUUCGUGCUCAACGUGCACUACAGAACCCCAACCACGCACACGAUGCCCGCGUGGGUGAAGACCGUUUUCCUGCACUUGCUUCCCAGGGUCAUGUUCAUGACCAGGCCCACAAGUAGUGAAGGCCACACCCAGAAGCCAAGGCCCUCCUACAGCGCCGAGCUCUCAAAUCUGAACUGCUUCAGCCACACAGAGUCCAGAGGCUGCAAGGAAGGCUGUCCCUGCCAGGACGGAAUGUGUGGCCACUGCCACCACCGCAGAAUAAAAAUCUCAAAUUUCAGUGCCAACCUCCCGAGAAGCUCUAGUUCUGAGUCUGUCAACGCUGUGCUGUCCCUCUCUGCUUUGUCACCGGAAAUCAAAGAAGCCAUCCAGAGUGUCAAGUAUAUUGCCGAAAAUAUGAAAGCACAAAAUGAAGCCAAAGAGAUUCAAGAUGACUGGAAGUAUGUCGCCAUGGUUAUUGAUCGAAUUUUUCUGUGGGUUUUCAUCCUGGUGUGCAUUCUAGGGACAGCAGGAUUGUUUCUGCAACCUUUGAUGGCAAGGGAUGACGCUUAAACACCAAACCGUGUUUGCCAGAGGCUUCCUAGUGUGCAGAAGGGGACUCGUUUGUUUCUAUUGUGGUAAAAUGCACUGACCGUAAAAUGUACCAUCUUCAUCAUGCUCAGGCCACCGCUCGGUGGUGAAACAGCCACCGCCAGCCAUCUCCAGGACUCUGCAUCCUGUAAAACCGCGGCCCUGCCCCAUCGAACACUGACUGCCGCCCCUCUCCAUGACACCCACGUUACACUCUUGUGACUCCUUGAAGUGCCUCGUGUAAGUGGAAGUACACGGGGUUUGUCUUUUUGUGGCUGGCCAGUUUCAUUCUACAUAACGUCCUCAGGGCUCAUCCAUGUUGGAGCGGCUCAGAAUCUCCCUUCUUAAGGCUGCGCAGUGUUCCAUUGCACAUGUAUUCGUGUUGUUUAUCCACUCAUCUGUCAGGGGACGCCGGGGUGGUUCCCGCAUUUUGGCAGGUACAGAUAAUGCUACGGGCACACAUGUAUCUGUUUGCAACCCUGCUCUUGAUUUGUUAGAGUAUAUGCCCAGAAGUGGAAUUGUGUCCUGUAGUAAUUCUAUUUUCAACUUUCUGAGGAACCACCACACUGUUUUCCACCAUGGCUGCACCAGUUUGCAUUCCCAAAGAGGCUCCAAUUCUCCACGUCCCCAUCAAUAUUUGUUUGCUGGGUUUUCUUUUUUUUAUAAUAGCCAUCCUAAUGAGCGUGAGGUGGUAUCUCAUUGGGGUUUUGAUGUGCGUUUAUGUAACGACUGUGUGAAGCAUCUUCUCCUGUGCUUAUUGGCCAUUUGUAUGUCUUCUCUGGAGAGGGGUCUGUUUGAGUCCUUUA